AUGAGCACCUCUUCUACCAACGUUCCAUCGACCACGUCUGCUCCGCUCAUUCCAGACAAGAUUCUCCCCAAUCUGUACCUGUCAGACAUCCACACUGCUCGUGCAGUCCUCAGCCCGAACUAUCCUGCUCCCGGUCGGCCUGAGAUCCGCUAUGUCCUCUCUGUGAUUGACGGUCCAGACAAGCAGCCACAAGUGUCGCCUGGCCAUGAAGAAGACCAUGUUCUCCACUUGAUCAGCAUCCGUGACCAUGGCAACAUGGACCUCCUGGAAGUGCUGGACGAAGCACUCAACUUCAUCAAAGCCGGUCUGGCAAACAAUGACGGUGGAGUCCUUGUCCAUUGCCAAAAGGGAAUCUCUCGUUCCGCAUCCGUCAUCAUUGCUUUUGUCAUGGAGGACAUGAAUCUGGACUUCGACACAGCCUUGCGCUUUGUCCGCUCUUCCAGGGCCAAGGUCAAUCCAAAUGCGGGCUUCCAGAGGCAAUUGGAGUUGUGGCAACAGCUGGAAUACAGUCUCUACGAGGCUGAUGGGCAGCAGAAGGAGGAGUAUCAGAUCUGGAAGGCAAACAACGAGGAACAGAUCCGGAGCUUGGGUGAUGGCUGGAAGAAAUACCUCUCGCCGAAGGAGGCACAAGGCUGA
Capronia coronata CBS 617.96 is the source of this 636-nucleotide messenger RNA. RefSeq lists its product as uncharacterized. Gene Ontology annotation, molecular function: protein tyrosine/serine/threonine phosphatase activity. The record is from RefSeq and is a predicted model, not a curated record. Gene Ontology annotation, cellular component: cytosol. Gene Ontology annotation, biological process: protein dephosphorylation. The transcript is spliced from 2 exons. The coding region runs from base 1 to 636 and encodes 211 amino acids. Lineage: Eukaryota; Fungi; Ascomycota; Eurotiomycetes; Chaetothyriales; Herpotrichiellaceae.